UCUAUUAUUAAUAUUCGAGAAGUGUAAGCCGACCCUAGACCUUGGCCUUUUCCCACUCAUGGCGUCCCUCGACAAAGUCUGGAUUUUUUGUCUCGCUUUCUUCCUUCUUGCAUCCCCUCUUGUCCAGGUUGUUAGGUGCCAGUCGGACGCAAGUGAUGCCGCCGAGACAACUGAAGAAGUGAGUGAUCUUGGCAUUGUCGGUGACGAUGUCCAAGAUUUUGGUGAUGGGAGCUUUCCCUCUGCUCCUGGAAUUGAUACAAUUUGUCUGUUCCCAAAAAAUAGCGCAAAAUUGGCAACAGCUGGAGAAGAGACUGAACUACUUGUUGGUGUUAAAAAUGAUGGUGAGUCAAGCUUAAACGUGAUUGCAAUUAAGGCCAGUGUUCACAUUCCAUAUAACCAUCGUCUUCUUGUCCAAAACCUUACUGCUCAGGUUUUUAACAAUGGUUCGGUGCCAGCCUCAUCACAGGCUACUUUCCCUUACAUAUUUACUCUCAGCAAAUUAUUCCAACCUGGAAACUUUGAUCUCGUGGGUACCAUUAUAUAUGAGAUUGACACACAUCCAUACCAGAGCACUUUCUAUAAUGGAACUAUAGAAGUUGUUGAACCUAGUGGCUUUCUUAGUAUGGAAUCUGUUUUCCUUGUUACCCUUGGAGCUGCGCUUCUUGUCCUCUUUGGGCUAUGGGUUCAUGGUCGUAUACAGAGCCUAUCUAAGAAAAAGAGGGCUCCAACUGUUGAAGUGGGGACAAAGACUACAGAUGCUUCGAUGGAUGAAUGGCUUGAGGGAACUGCAUACGCUCAGUCACUGUCAAGCAAAUCAAAGAAGAAGAAGUAGAUAAAUAAUUCUCGUCAGAAUUCAGCCGUACAAGACUCUGCUUUGAGGUGCAGAAUCUUGUAACAGAGUAGGUUGGAGAGUUAAAUAGAGCGCGAGGAUGUAGGUCUAAAUUUUAGGCUGGAGAAAUGUGCCUUUCUGUUGUAGCCUAUGACAGAAUUUUUGCAUUUUCUUUCCACUUGGGUGAAGUGAACUAGUGGAACCUUUUUAUUUAUAAAGACAAGGAAAAAAAAAAAAAAACUAACGAGGAUGAGUUAGCACGGGAACAAACUUUUUUGGGACCAACAAGAUUUCAGUUAUAUAUGCUUAUUCCAUCUAAA
Neltuma alba is the source of this 1149-nucleotide messenger RNA. RefSeq names its product translocon-associated protein subunit alpha. The record is from RefSeq and is a predicted model, not a curated record. The transcript is spliced from 8 exons. Gene Ontology annotation, cellular component: endoplasmic reticulum membrane; endoplasmic reticulum. The coding region runs from base 59 to 832 and encodes 257 amino acids. Lineage: Eukaryota; Viridiplantae; Streptophyta; Magnoliopsida; Fabales; Fabaceae.